AUGCUAAACCAACUCCAAUCUUUAUUAGAAAAAUUGAAAACUAAUAAUAAGUGGAUAAUUAUUAGUCAAAAUCAACCCCUCUUAAGAGACUCCUUAGAAAAAUUUAUGGAAAUAAGAGAUCUAACUGAAAGAGAAAGACAAAUUAUUCAUCAUCAGCAGAAUGUAGAUAAGUGUAAAAGGGUUUUGGAAUGGUUACCUUCAACUAGUGAACCUGUAUCGGAAGAACUUAUCACCGCAGAUAAAGAAUUCUUUACUCAAUUAUUAGAAAUAUUAGAAGCAGCAGUAAAAAAGUUGGAGGAGAUGGAAAAGGUGGAGGCAGAGUUUGAGGAGGUUAAAAGGAAUAAAGAGGAAUUGAGUGUUAAACUAUCAGAAUCAGAAACUACUCUAACGGAAACUAGACAAGAGUUAGAUAAUAAAGAGCAAGAAUUGGAUGGUUUAAGAGAGAAAUUAUCCGGGGAACAAACUAAAUCAGGGGAAUUAGAAGGGCAAUUAACUGGUUUAGUUGCUAGUAGUGGGUUACUUAGUCAACAA
Messenger RNA from Racocetra fulgida, 531 nucleotides. The record is from the annotation of a GenBank genome assembly. NCBI's taxonomy places the organism in Eukaryota, Fungi, Glomeromycota, Glomeromycetes, Diversisporales, Gigasporaceae.